AUCGAACUCAGGCGGAAGUCCUGGAGGGCGGAGAAAAUCCUGAGCAUCACAAGUCGCGACCUCACAGGGAGGGGCGGCGGCGCUCGCCGUGAGGCGCGGGAGGGGGCGCGCUCGCGGUGGUCCACGGUGAAGUGCGGCUUGCUCGCCGUGGGGAGUGCGGUGAAGAGUGGCUCCUCCUCAUCUAGCAGUCUCUGCUCCAGUCGUCUGGUUCCCCCCGCCAGCCGCCACUCGCGCAUUUCGUCGAACGCCUUCGCCUCCAUCCCCUCCCACCAAUCAAUCCACGUGCUCCAGAACCCUAACCCUCGUGGGGGCGACGGGGGAGAGGUUGGCAUCUGGCGAUGGCGUGUUGCUGCCUCCGUGCCAGCACGGCGCCCCGCUUCCUCCUCUUCCGCGCCGCCGCGCGGCGAGCCCCAUUGCCGGUCGCGGUUUCCAGGAAGGGUUUCUCGGAACAGUCCGUAUUGCCAAUCACAGACAUGAUCGAGAAUUUUCAAGGACCAUCCAUGGAGAACAUUCCACGAAUUCCAUUAUAUGAUGAUAGCUUGCCCUCAAGCUUGUUGACAACUUCUCCGAAUCCUAGUGAUAGUGUAGCUCAUGCUGACCCUUCAAAGAGUAGAAUAAUGCUUGUUGAUGGAACCUCAGUAAUGUACAGAUCCUACUACAAGAUAUUGGCACAGCUGCAGCAUGGUCAAUUGGAGCAUGCUGAUGGAAAUGGAGACUGGGUUUUAACUAUAUUUAAAGCUCUGUCACUGGUUCUAGAUAUGCUGGAGUUCAUUCCAUCUCAUGCAGCGGUGGUGUUUGACCAUGAUGGAGUCCCUUAUGGUCAUUAUACUGCCAUGCCAUCCAAAGAAUGUCACAUGGCAAAAGGAAUGACUUUUCGUCACAUGUUAUACCCUUCCUACAAGAGCAACCGCAUCCCGACACCAGACACCAUUGUCCAGGGCAUGCAAUACUUGAAGGCAUCUAUUAAAGCGAUGUCAAUCAAAGUGAUUGAGGUUCCUGGUGUCGAAGCUGAUGAUGUUAUUGGCACACUAGCUGUCAGCAGUGUAUCUGCAGGCUACAAGGUACGGAUUGUCUCCCCUGAUAAAGACUUCUUCCAAAUUCUUUCACCUUCUUUACGUUUGCUGAGGAUUGCUCCUCGUGGUUCUGGGAUGGUUUCAUUUGGAGUUGAAGACUUUGUCAAGAGAUAUGGAGCACUGAAACCAUCACAGUUUGUUGACGUUGUUGCGCUUUCUGGAGAUAAAGCCGACAAUAUACCAGGAGUUGAAGGGAUUGGAGAUAUUAAUGCGGUAAAACUGAUAACUAAGUUUGGUUCCUUGGAGAAUCUGUUGAAAUCUGUGGAUGAAGUUGAGGAAGAACGAAUUAAACAGGCUUUGAUAUCUCAAUCUGAACAAGCAAUGCUUUGCAAAAGCCUGGCCACAUUACGUUCUGACCUUCCAUCCUAUAUGGUUCCUUUUAAGACAUCGGAUCUUGUGUUUCAGAAGCCAAAGGAUGAUGGAGCCAAAUUCAUAAAACUCUUGCGAGCUUUGGAAGCAUAUGCAGAAGGCUCGUCAGCAGACCUAAUCAUAAGAAGAGCCGCCUAUCUUUGGAACAAACUUAACUCAUGACUAUGCUGAUGUUUCCAGCAGUGACAACAUACGAACUUUUCAAGCACAAAAGUUCCACCUGAGAAGAUAGGUGCCUUGGUGCUAUGUUUCUGUCAAAUUUGGUGCGAGCGGCUCGCUGUGCUUUCUGGCACAAAAGGUGGACGGUGCAUGUUUAGACAGGCUGUGCAUACCAUGAAACUGAUAAUUAGUUAGUUUUGUAGAUAAAAGCACGUCAUGGCUCAUGCAAUCUACAGAACAUGAUAUUUUUUACACUCUAAUGAAUGGUGGCUGCUGGCUGGAAGGUGGAAGAAUGGCAUGUAGGUACCUGAAAGCUUAAUCAUUCGAUUAUGUGCAACUUCGUAGAAAUAUUAUCUAGUGACAUGUCACUAUUCAUAUGCACAA
Messenger RNA from Oryza sativa Japonica Group (Japanese rice), 1985 nucleotides. RefSeq lists its product as uncharacterized. Gene Ontology annotation, molecular function: 5'-flap endonuclease activity; DNA binding. The record is from RefSeq and is a predicted model, not a curated record. Gene Ontology annotation, biological process: DNA replication, Okazaki fragment processing. NCBI's taxonomy places the organism in Eukaryota, Viridiplantae, Streptophyta, Magnoliopsida, Poales, Poaceae.